Molecule: messenger RNA, 675 nt
Organism: Physella acuta
Lineage: Eukaryota; Metazoa; Mollusca; Gastropoda; Physidae
Product: high mobility group nucleosome-binding domain-containing protein 5-like
Source: RefSeq, a predicted model, not a curated record
AUGGGACGACGUAGCUUAGUGGCAGAGCACUUGAUUACUAACCCAGAGGUCUUGAGCUCGGAUACAGAGCACAGAGUGGAGCAUGAAGACGUCCACCAGAGAGUGGAGCGUGAAGACGUCCACCAGAGAGUGGAGCAUGAAGACGUCCACCAGAGAGUGGAGCAUGAAGACGUCCACCAGAGAGUGGAGCGUGAAGACGUCCACCAGAGAGUGGAGCAUGAAGACGUCCACCAGAGAGUGGAGCAUGAAGACGUCCACCAGAGAGUGGAGCAUGAAGACGUCCACCAGAGAGUGGAGCAUAAAGACGUCCACCAGAGAGUGGAGCAUGAAGACGUCCACCAGAGAGUGGAAAGCGAAGACGUCCACCAGAGAGUGGAGCAUGAAGACGUCCAUCAGAGAGUGGAGCAUGAAGACGUCCACCAGAGAGUGGAGCGUGAAGACGUCCACCAGAGAGUGGAGCGUGAAGACGUCCACCAGAGAGUGGAGCAUGAAGACGUCCACCAGAGAGUGGAGCGUGAAGACGUCCACGAGAGAGUGGAGCAUGAAGACGUCCACCAGAGAGUGGAGCAUGAAGACGUUCACCAGAGAGUUGAGCAUAUAUGUGACGAACAGGAUAUGCGGGUGCUGAUAUUAAUUCGGGGAUCGGCAAAACGAUACCCACUUCCAUCCAGCUGA